GGAGGAGCAGGAAGUGGCGCGUGACUGACAAGCGGGGCCUCGAGGGAGGGAAGGAACUUCGGUUAGUGCGCCUCUCUGAGGGAGAGCUGUUCAGCGGGGAGGCCUCGCGUCUCCGUCAGCCAUGGACCCGCGGAAGCUGACCGAGCUGCGGGCCUUCGUCAAACUCUGCAAGGAGACCCCGACCCUCCUUCACGCCGAGGAGCUCGGCUUCUUCCGCGAAUGGGUGGAGAGCAUGGGAGGCAGAAUUCCACCUCCUCCGUGCAACACUUCGAGAGAAGGGCACAAUGAGGAAAAAGCUGAAGAAAAGAAACCACCAGAAGAACCACCAAAACCAACAGAGCCAGAGAGUGAAGAGAGCGAUUUAGACAUUGAUAAUGAAGGAGUGAUUGAACCAGACAAUGAUGAACCUCAGGCAAUGGGCGAUGAAAAUGUUGAGGUAACAGAAGAAAUGAUGGACCAGGCUAAUGAAAAGAAGAUGGAAGCUAUUAAUGCGUUAAGUGAAGGUGAAUUGCAAAAAGCCAUUGAUCUGUUUACAGAAGCCAUAAAGCUGAAUCCUCAUCUGGCUAUCCUGUAUGCCAAACGAGCUAGUGUAUUUGUGAAAAUGCAGAAGCCAAAUGCUGCCAUAAGGGAUUGUGAUAGAGCCAUUCAGAUAAACCCUGAUUCAGCACAGCCCUACAAAUGGCGAGGAAAAGCUCACAGGCUCCUGGGUCACUGGGAAGAAGCUGCACACGACUUGGCUCUGGCCUGUAAACUAGAUUAUGAUGAAGAUGCUAGUGCCAUGCUGAAGGAGGUGCAGCCACGGGCUCAGAAGAUUGCAGAACACAGAAGAAAAUAUGAACGAAAACGUGAGGAAAAAGAAAUCAGGGAAAGGAUGGAAAGAGUAAAGAAAGCCCGGGAGGAACAUGAAAGGGCUCAGAGGGAGGAAGAGGCACGUCGACAGGCAGGAGGUCCUCAGUUUGGUGGCUUUCCAGGUGGCUUCCCAGGUGGUUUUCCUGGUGGCAUGCCUGGUGGAAUGCCUGGUGGAAUGCCUGGUGGAAUGCCUGGGAUGGGGGGCAUGCCAGGACUUAAUGAAAUUCUUAGUGAUCCUGAAGUUCUCGCAGCCAUGCAGGAUCCAGAGGUUAUGGCAGCUUUUCAAGAUGUUGCCCAGAACCCAGCAAAUAUGUCAAAGUACCAGAAUAACCCCAAAGUCAUGAAUCUCAUUGGCAAACUAUCAGCCAAGUUUGGAAGUCAACCAUAAAAUCCUCUUUGGUUGCAAGACAUGGGGGAAGUCUUGAUCAUUUACUGUAUGUUGCAAUAACAAACCAUUGUACCUCUGAGUCUCUAAAGAGAACUGGAGUGCACUGGGUAGAAUUCUCCCUCCAUGUUUCAGAAAUAAAUGGCAGCCAGUUCACGAUUGUAUCCAAGUUCUGUUUGAAAAACACUUCCCCACCACCACCUUUGCUCUGUAUUACUCAACAGUAGUGCAGUUCACUUUUAUAUUUCGUUACAUAUAAGCUUCCAGUAGAUUGUACCAAAAAGUGUAGGGUGGGUGGUUUGGGUUUAUUUUUUUUAAAUAGGGGAAGCAAGGGAAGAUAAUUGGGUUUUUUAAAAUAAUGGUGUUGAGUUUCUUCUUCCCAGUAACUGGAAUCUGACAUGAGCAGGCGAAGCUCAGCAUUUUUGUUUUCACUAGAAGAAAUAGUACAUAAUUCAUAUUCACUUUUUACAUUCACAAAGGUGACUUAAAACAGCUAAAAAUCAAUCUCUUAAUAAAUCAGAUCCCUGCAACAGAGGGAAACACCCUUACUGUUGCAUGUUUUGGCUUUAACUAUUAGUACAAGUGCUAUUAAGGCUUGACAACUUAACAAUCAAUGUUUAGCAGAGUAACAGGUUUGUCAGGAUGUCUUGAGCAAAUGCUUCUAUCCACAUUAAUACCUUCAUUGAAUUCAGUGGUUACGAAUCUUGUUGUUGUACUGAUUUCACAUUUGAACAUUCUUGCCUGGCUUAACUUUUUAAUAUUGUGGAAAGAAAAAUAACUGAAUCUUACCAUCAUUUUGCAUUUGUUCUUUAAACAGUUCAUAAUGAAGAUGUACUGUACAGGUCUGUUAAACGUUGAAACUCUGGAUUCUGUGAUUGUGAGAAUCCUAAUAAGGCUACAUAUCUUGAACAGAUCCUUAAGAUUUGAUGGUAUUACCUCCAUUCGUUCAGUUGGAUAUUUUCAUACAUCCCAGUCAUCAAUCUCUAAUACUAGUUUUAUAUUUUCUGUUAAUGUCAUACUAUUAUAUUGAUACGUGUGCAGGUCGAGCUAUGAAGAGGGAGAGGUAAAGUGCUGGAAUAGCAGGUCUUAAAUAUAAUAACGCCUUGCUGAACUGUUCAUUGAUAACUAAUGCAAUUAAACUGGUUUUUUUGGGGGGGGGGGAGUUUUCUGUCUAUACUAAUUUUCUGCUCUUAGGGCUGAGAAGGUAACAGUAAUUAAGUCUUGGUCUCUUCUUGAACUUUUAAAUGUUUCCUGUUCUGUGCUCUUGUAAUUUUGUCUGAAUCCAUAAUCGAUGUAUGUUUUUUGUUUUUAAUUAUACCUGGUCUGGUUUAGGAACACAACAGAGUUUAAAAAAUAAAAUGCCAGAUUUUCCCCCCUCAUGCAUUAAUUACUUUGUCAAAUAAAAUAAAAACAUGAUUUCCUUUUUGCUUGAUAAAUAGUUCUGAAAAUACUUCUAGUUGCCUUUAAAAAAAUAAAGAUUGGUUUUGAAGAAA
Molecule: messenger RNA, 2727 nt
Organism: Anolis carolinensis (green anole)
Lineage: Eukaryota; Metazoa; Chordata; Lepidosauria; Squamata; Anolidae
Gene: st13
Product: ST13 Hsp70 interacting protein
Exons: 12
Coding region: 122-1237 (371 amino acids)
Molecular function (GO): protein dimerization activity; Hsp70 protein binding
Source: RefSeq, a predicted model, not a curated record